Molecule: messenger RNA, 2316 nt
Organism: Symbiodinium pilosum
Lineage: Eukaryota; Dinophyceae; Suessiales; Symbiodiniaceae
Source: the annotation of a GenBank genome assembly
AUGGGCUGCAAUCAGAGUACCAGUGCUGGAAGUGUUGGCCGAGAGUCGAAGGCAAAUGUGGACGAACAAACGUACAUGUUCCUUUGCAAGGUCAAGCUGCUGAAGCGUUUGCCUCAGGAUGAGCUGCCGGCCCUGGCAAAAUGUGCGACAGAAGUGGAGUUCAAGCCCGGACAAUAUAUCAUCAAGCAGGGUGAGGAGGGCCAUGAAUUCUUCAUGAUCAAGAAAGGUACAGCGGAUGUCGAGAUCAACGGGAAGAAGGUGGCUUCGCUGAAGGCUGGUGACUACUUCGGCGAGAAUGCCCUUCUUCGAGACGAGCCUCGCAACGCUAGCAUCAAAGCAAAUGGCCAGGUCAACACGCUCAAGAUCACGCGCCAAUCUUUCUCCAGCCUUGGCCUCCAAGACAAAUUGGAAUUCCCGAAGCGUGGAGCUGUUGGAGGUGGAGUCGCUGUUCAGGCUGAGAUCAAGCCGCCAAGUGAGAAGUCAGCCGACGAUGCUGCGCUGAUCAAGAAGGCGCUGCAAGCAAACACCAACUUGAAUACCAUCGCUAACUUGGAUGAGGCUCGUAUCAAGGCAAUGUCCGACGUCAUGUGGAAAGAGCCGGUGGCCAAGGGCACCGCCAUCAUCAAGCAAAAUGAAAUGCAGGCCGAUUACUUCUACAUCGUCAGGACAGGAAGCUUCUCAAUCACCAAGGCGGAAGAUGUCAAAGAGGGCCAAAGCGUAGAAUCCGCUGCUGCUGCGCAGCUGGGCAUGGUGGAGGCCGGAGGCAGCUUUGGCGAGCUUGCUUUGCUAUACUUUGCCCCUCGAGCUGCGACGAUCACAGCAACCGUCGACUCCGAGGUUUUCGUGACGGCGCGACAGCAAUUCAAAGAAAUUCUGCUUCGCGCGAACGAGGCAGAAACGAAACAGAACUUGGACUAUGUGGGGCGUUGCGACGUGUUCUCAGCAGCACUGAAGGAUGGCGAGAAGAAGGAGUUGGCAGCAGCUAUGCACGAGAUGACUUUCAGCAAGGACGAAACCAUCUUCGAGCAGGGCGAGACAGGCACGCAAUUCUUCUUGCUGGUCGAAGGCUCCGUGGUUGUGCUGAAAGACGGCAAGGAAGUGGCCAACUUGCGGGCAACGCCAGAGAAAGCACCUUACUUCGGGGAGAAGGCGCUUGAGAACAAGGAGCCCAGAGCAGCCACGAUCAAGGUUACGUCCAAUCGAGCCAGGACGCUGUGGGUCGACAAGGAAACGUUCGAGGUCCUUCUUGGCUCUCUGACGGAGCUUAUCAAGCGCGGCAAAGAUGGCGACACCGUGGUGGCCAAGUCGGUGGCACCAACUGCUGCAGCAGAUGCAAAGCGAUUUGGGGUCAUCAAGUUCAAGGAUCUCAAAAAGCAUGGCCUGUUGGGCUGUGGAGGUUUUGGAGCCGUGGAGCUUGUCGAAGAGACCAAGAGUGGCAACAUGUUUGCUCUGAAGGCCCUCAGCAAGGGAUACGUUGUUAAGAGCGGCAUGCAAGCCAGUGUCAUGAGCGAGAAGAACGUGCAGCUGAUGUGCGAUUCUGCCUUCAUUGUCAAGCUCCACGAGACAUACAACUCGCCGGAGCAUCUGUACUUCCUCCUUGAGCUGGCUCUAGGUGGUGAGCUCUACGCGACCUACAACAAGAGGAACAUGUGGGGUAAUGAGGCCUGUGCAAAGUUCUACGUGGCUGGAACCGUGCUGGCUUUCGAGCACCUGCACGGUAAGAAGAUCGUGUUCCGGGACUUGAAGCCCGAAAAUCUCUUGCUGACAGAGGAGGGCAAGGUCAAACUCACCGACAUGGGCCUGGCCAAAGUGAUCUUCGGCAAGACGUACACCACUUGUGGCACACCGGACUACUUUGCCCCCGAGCUGAUCGCAUCCAAAGGGCACACUCACGCGGUGGACUGGUGGACGUUGGGCAUCCUCGCCUUCGAGCUGAUGUCAGGACACCCACCAUUUGAGUCGGCCACGCCCAUGCAGAUCUAUGCCAAGGUGCAGAAGGGAAUCAAUGCCGUCGUUUUCCCCAAGAAGCUCAAGGGUGACGUGGAAGCUUUGGUUAAGGGCCUAUGCAACAGCAAUCCCACCGAGCGCCUCGCAAUGAAGAAGGGAGGCAUCCAGAACAUCAAGACUCAGAAAUGGUUUGCAAGCUUUGGCUGGAGCGACAUGGAAAGUUUGAGUAUGAAGCCUCCUUAUGUGCCAACCGUGAAGAGCAAAAAGGACAUGAAGAACUUCAGCGCCAACAAGGAGGACAUGCCGCCGCAGAUUCCGUACAAGGAUCCCAAGACUGGAUGGGACAAAGAUUUCGCCACCAGCGAGUGA